This is a messenger RNA of Aureobasidium pullulans EXF-150, 808 nucleotides long. RefSeq lists its product as uncharacterized. Gene Ontology annotation, molecular function: acyltransferase activity, transferring groups other than amino-acyl groups. NCBI's taxonomy places the organism in Eukaryota, Fungi, Ascomycota, Dothideomycetes, Dothideales, Saccotheciaceae. The transcript is spliced from 2 exons. The record is from RefSeq and is a predicted model, not a curated record. The coding region runs from base 1 to 669 and encodes 222 amino acids.
AUGGCAACGACAUCAAUAGAAGACAGCAGCGGCCCAUUCAUCCUUACCCGCGCCCACACCCCUCAUGACUUCGACUCCAUCGUCGCACUGGAAUUCAAAACCUUCACCGACCCUCACCUCCGCGAAAUCUUCAUGGGGCCCGACACCCCCGACGGUCACGCUUACCUCUCCUCAUUCUACCAGAAAACCCUACACACAAAUGCCAGCGACGUGUGGGUGAAAGUUGAAGAAAAGAAGACAGGCAAGAUAGUGGGUGCGAGUAAUUGGAGAGUGCACAUGGGAAGUGUGCCGAAGCAUGAAUUGGCAGAGGAGGAUCUGGGAUGGGCAUGGUUGGAGUGUGAUGAGGAGAAAUUGAACAAGGUAAAAGGUGUUAUUACGGGGAUCAUGGGGGUGAGGAAGAGUUUAUUUACUGAGCCUUAUUGUCAGUUGCAUAUUUGCUUUACGGAUCCGGACUAUCAACGCAGAGGUAUCGGAUCCAUGAUGUUGCAGUGGGGAAGUGAUCUCGCGGAUCAGUUGUUCUUGCCUUCAUGGGUCGAGGCGUCCCCGGCAGGCAACUUUCUGUACCGCAAGUUUGGAUACAAAGAUAUCGAAGUCAACGAGAGUGGUGAGAUGCAAGGGAGCACAAUGAGGAGGGAGGCAAUAGUGCUCCCGAUUGAAGGUGGGCAAUGAUCUCCAGUCGGUAGACUGCAAAAACACUGUGCAUUUUGACAAGCUGGCUUCCACCACCGUGAGGUUAGCUGGGCAGAUAUCGCCAGAGGUUAGUGGCAAGAAGAAGUCAUCGAGGCCCGGUUGCGUGAGCUGAAUGGAU